GAGAGAGAGAGAGCAGUGGAGCCCGGGCGCCGUGAAUAAUUGAUCGCCCCCCUUCUCGUGCGUGGGACGCGCCUCCUCGGACGGGAGCCCCUUCAUGUGAUUCAGUCGAGCUGCACGCGCGCGCGCACGCACCCUUCUCGCGUCCUCUCCAUCCCUCUCUCUCGCUCUCUCGCGCUCUCUCUUUUUUUUUCCUGCAGCCGCGCGCGGACAUGCUAGGAGCUCGCAGCGGCUGAUCAGCCCCGUCCUGCACGUCUCGCAACUUCACCGGCCAAAGGAGGGGCUUCGUCGUCAGGCGCGCGCGCGAGAGAAGCACGCUUAAAUAAGGCACGCCGGCCAGAUCUGGUAAGGAAGGACUACUUAAGAGGCUGUUGUACCGUGAAUGUAAUAUCUGCACGUGAAGAAGGCAGGAAUCAAAAGCCAUCACCAUGAAUUUUGUUAUGAAGCAAGCGUUGGGAGGGGCGACCAAAGACAUGGGGAAAAUGCUGGGAGAGAAGGAAGAGAAGGAUCCCGAUGCCGAGAAGAAGGAGGAGGAAAGACAAGAGGCUCUCCGGCAGCAGGAGGAGGAGAGGAAAGCCAAAUAUGCAAAAAUGGAGGCAGAGAGGGAAUCAAUCCGACAGGGCAUCAGGGAUAAGUACGGAAUAAAGAAGAAGGAGGAGAAAGAGGCGGAGGCUCAGGCGGCCAUGGAGCAAGCGUCCGAAGGCAGUCUCACCCGCCCCAAGAAAGCCGUGCCCGCCGGCUGCGGGGACGAGGAGGAGGAAGAGGAAAGCAUUGUGGACACCGUCAUGAAGUUCCUCCCAGGUCCACUCGUAGACAUGUUCAAUAAAAAGUAACGUCUGUUGUCUUGGAUACGUUGUUAUUAAACCUGUCAUAAAUGUCAUUAAGUCCACCAACCCUUCCCCUCCACUCACUCGUUCCAGAAGCUCUGGACUCGUGGCCGGCGUGCCAUGACAUUUGUCUUUACCUUUGAGCUGAGAAUGCAUAGCUUUACGACGUUUUGGAUUAUGACUCGACUACGAUCUGACUGCGAGCAAAAAAUGCAACAUUUGAUGCUGGUAUGCGUAAAAAAUGCUAAUUCUCAAAUUAAAGACAAAUCGAAUGCCAGGUUCGGUCUAGCAGUCCAGGCCAUGGAAUGACGACAGUAAUUACCCAAGUUCCACCAAGUUUGUUUUUAUUUUUUUUUGUAAAUAGACAAAUAUAAAAAAAGACUAUAUAUAUAUAUAUAUAUAUAUAUAUAUGAAUAUAUGAAUACCAGAAAAUAUAUAUAUAUAAAUAAACACACACAACGACUAAGAGAAAAAGCCAUAAUUUUAACAUGGAGGAAAUCCUCCAGCUCAUAUCGUAUUUUUGAUUGAAGUUUGCUCUUCUGUUGUUGAUAUUAUUGAUUAUUGACCGGUUUGUGUGGUAGAAAUGUAUAUACAGUUUACAUUCAUUCAUUCAUUCAUUCAUUCAUUCAUUUAUUCAUUCAUUUAUUUAUUAUUCGUUCAUUCAUUGAACCACUAUGGCUCCAUGCUCCUAUGAGUCCAUGAUUCCAUGAUGAUUCACUGUGUUUACUUGUAUUAAAUUAUUAUUAUAAUUGGAAAUUCUGUACAGUUGAAGUGAGCGGAAAACCAUACGUCACCCGUCACCUUGUCUUGAGUUGUUUUUUUUUGUUUGUUUUUUCCUCAAGCAUGAUAAAUGUGAUGUGAAUGCACUGUGUUUCAUUUUAUUUGUCGACAUUUGAUUUAUUUGAUUUUGUUGAGGAAAUACAUUGAUAUUUAAGGCAAUAACUGGUUGUUAUUUAUUUAUUUAUUUAUUUAUUUUUUGUUUCAUCCUCGCCAUAUAUGGUAUAAGUGUAAAACCAUGAUUUCAAAGCUCUUCCUUCAGAAGCUGCAGUGCGUCCCUCGUGUCUGAGCUCAUCGUGUUUUGUCCAUCUCGCUCUGUAAAUCGUUAUUCGAUGAGAUUCACUGACUGAAUGACGUGGAUUCAGAUGUGUUAUAUAGUCACGACUAGAGGAACACAGAACUGAGGAGCUAAUUAGCUACGUAGCUGAUUAGCUAAUUAGCUGCUACAGCCGAAGAACGCGAAGAGGAGAUAUAGGAGAUAUAGAGCGCAUACUACUACUACUACUACUACUACAAUUGGAUCAAUAGGGCUAUAUAUAUAAAUAUAUAAAUAUAAAUAUUUAAUCUUCAUCUUCAUCAUCAUCCCUGUACAGUAAAUAGAGUAAUUCAGUGUUUACAUUCCUAUUUAUGUUUCGAGGCACAGCCGCGAGUUGUGCGUUACACGUUAAGUGAACAGACAGUGACAACAGUGCAAUAUUUGUUGUUCUUUUUUUUUUCCGAAUGAAGAUGUCCUGUGUCGGUUGGUUAAUUAAGGGAGCGCUAUCCCAAAUCAGCAAUAACAGACAAUCUUCAUCGUUAUGUAUUCAAGCUUAAUUGAUUAAUUAGAGAAUGUUCGUGUGCAGAUGAUGUGUCGUCUUCCUAGUGCCAGUCAAGCUAAAGGCUUGAGAUAAGCCUAAUGAAAAAUGCAUCUCGGAGAGGGAAGUAGGGAGCGGAGAAUUCCUUUUAUUUGUGGGUGUGAAUUUCAGCGUAGGCCAGCAGCGUAGACCCCUGCGGGGGAGCUUCUUUGGGGGUCUCUGAGCCGCCGUUGCGACUCUCGCGUUGCUUGAGAAAGCAGUGUUUCGGCCUGUGCUUUCCUGACCGUUUCUGUUCGUUCGUUCGUUUGUUGGUCUGUUUAAGUUGUUCUCGUGCGUGUUGCCGUUACCGUUGUUUGACGUCGAUGUUGCCGUUGUCGUUGAUGUCACAAGUGUCGUCGUAAUAGUGCGUAGUUGUGGUGAACGCUUAUAGCCCAGAGGGAAACCAAUAGGUCUGAAUCCUGCAAAUGCCGAGAGAUGAUAGGCCGACUGCGAAGCCUGCUUUUUUAAAGUCUUUCUGUCUUUUAAAUUAAUCUGCUCAGUGGCUUUAUACGCUCACAUAUACAGCAAAGCUAACACUCCGAUGCUAAGUACUGUACAUACCGCUAGCGUUUAUCAGAUUUAUCGGUAGCUCGCGAGUCAGUCAGUACUAGCCUAUUAUUAGUCUAUAUUCAGGUGAAGUCAUCAGUCAUCAGUCACACGUCAUUUCUAAGCAUGUACUGUUUCUGUAUGUUCCUUAGCUGAUUUCUUUUAGCAAAAGAAUGCUAAUGCUUAUGUGUGUUUGUUUUUGGGAAAUUUAAUAAUUAAAAAAAACGCAGGAGGUGAUUCGUAGUUAGCUAUCGGCUGCCACUGGAGUGCUUUAAACAUUCCGAAUAUAUUCCAAACAUUCCAUCUGGCCCUUGCUGGCUUCCCAGAAGUCGUGGAUCAAUAUUAUAUAUAUAUAGAUAUUUAAGGUAUAGAAGCUUUUGUGCAUUUAGAUCUAACUUAAUAAAAAAAAAAUCAAACCUGGCAUCUGAAAAUAAUCUUAAAAUAUAUAAAUCGUAAUUGGACGUGCAUUCACUUUUAGCACUUGUGUUAACACUUCUUACGAAUACUGUAUUCACAAAGCAAAAGGAAUGCAUUUAUAAAGCAUUAUAAGGCAUACAUAAUAUCUUACAGUGAUAAGAUUGUCAAAAGCUUGUUUAGUAAUAAUAACAUCGACAAAGUACACAAAGUACAAAGUGUACAUGUGACUUUUUAUGAAAACCAUAAUUACUUAUGUCACUAUAAUUAAAAUGUAUUUAGUUAUUGUACUAAAUAAGUGUAUGAGAAUCAUUAUAAGGUAUUAUGUAUGGCUUAUAAUGCAUCAUAGGAAUUGGUACAAAACUCAUAUAAUAAAAAGUGAGAAGCCGGAGUUGAUUGACAUAAUGUAGUAACCUACACGCACACACACACACACACCCUACACACACUUACACACAGAUACUAAGUAAUCUCCACAGCUAUAUGACCUGCCAUGUACUUUUCAAAGCCACGAGUCCAACAUAUCUAUUCAAUAUAUAGGAUAUUACUGUGCUCGCCACCCUGCAGCUCGAUUGUACGGUGACGGUGUCCAUCUAGAACCGAACCACAAACCAGUGAAAACCGUUAAGCUGCUCCUUAAUUGGUUCAAAUUGAGAUUUAGAUGAGCUGCCAAUCAUCCUCCAGCAUUAUAUCUUAAGACCUUACUGCCACUACUCUCCCAUUAGUCCAGUGUUGAGGCCAGUCCUAUUUGUUGUUUUCGUGAUGUGCAGUACCUCCUGUGUGCUGGAUCGAGACGUUAAACAAAAGGUUGAGCUUUGAUGAUGAUCAUCUUCCGUCAUCGUCAACAACGAGAAGGUCGUGGUCAGUACGGCGUAAUAGAGCACAAAAUCUGCUGCGACUCAAAAUGUACUGCGAUGUUCUUCAGUAUGUGUAUAAACUGCCUUCAGCUUCAGUCUUUGUUGCUGAUUCCAUAUUCGUGGCCUGUGUGAUAUAAGCAUACUUCAGCGAGACUGCCUAGAUUAAUCUCCGUCCAUGACAUCACCGACACUGCCCAUCCCCUCAUCCACUAUGUUUUCUUAAACCAAAGAGUGGUCUUCUUUGUGAUUGGACGUUUCUCUGUUGUUUUAUGUCAUUCUUGCUUGAUAUGUUUUUUUGGUCUUAUUCUGUGUGAGUGUUUGAGAUGUUAUAAAUUAAUUUAAUUUAAAGUGUCAUUUAAUGUUCUGAGGUUUAUUUGUAUUGUAUUUGUGUAAUGUGUCUUUGAUUGAUUUGAUUUGGGGUUUAUUUGCUUUGUUUCUGCCAUUCUCAAGUCUAUAUAUAGAUAUAUAAUACGCUGUUAGAUAAGCGUGAGUUACUUUUCCAGAAUGUGAAAAAUGGCAAAAUUCUUCAACCUUCAAAAUUCCUCUUUUAGCUCAAGACUGGACUAAACUUUAGGUUUAUUAUUGAACUACAGUUUUACUCUUACAGGCAUGAAGAAUGCAUUCUUGCUAGCAAAUACAUAAAACCUCUGUUGAUAAUGUGUGACCCAAACGGCUUUUGUGGCUUUGUGACACUUUCCACUUCAUACUUUUGUCAAAACUAACUCAAAUAGCGCACAAACACACACAUACACAGUACACAGUAUGAUUUCCUUACACCUUUCUCUUCUCUUAGACGGCAUUUUAGGACCACUGUUUAAUGUUAAAUUGAAAUAAUGGACACAGUCAUUUGGUAUGCUAUUGAAUAUAGUUAAUAUUGUGUGAAUAUGUCAAACUGUCAUAAUAUUUUGAGAAUAAACUGGUAAAAUAGGGCAUGAAUGUGAUAUUGCAACCAGGAAAAGUUGCAAUAUUCUGGCCAAUGCUCUUUAUUCUCAAAAUAUGAUGGCUUUAUUCUUGAAAUAUAGACUGUAUUUUCAAAAUAUUAUGUAUUUACUCAUGAAACAUUGAUUAUAUUCCCAAAAAGACAUAUUUAAUCUACUGAAAAUCUAAAAAAAAAAAAAUAAUAAAAUUCAUAUUUUAACAGUGGCUAUAAAAGGUUGUCCUUCUUCUCAGAUACUCAUAACAUUUAAAAUAGCAUUUAAAAAUAAACUGCCUGAGAGAACUUUAAAUCUAAUUCAUUCUUCUGAGCUGAAUGUAAGUAAGCGUGUGCUGUUCCUUUGCAUUGUCCUUCUUCGCGUCUCUCUCUCUCUCUCUCUCUCUCUCUCUCUCUUUCUUUAUCUCUAUCUCUCUCUCUCUGAUACAGAUAAACGAUUAAACGAUUCUUGCUGUGGUUUUUAUGUCUGUAACAUCUUCUUGUUCCUAUCUUUUUUCUAGUGGUUGUAUAUUCGAGAAAUAUGUUCCUCUUUUCUGAAAACGUUCUUUCUUUCUUUUUUAUUUUCUGGGUGUAAAUUUGAUGUUCUUUUUUUGUAACUGUGGAUAUAAAAAGAGACUUCUCACUCUUCUCCCUCUCUCCUCUCCCUCUCGAUCUCAAUCUCUUUCUUUGUUGACAAAAAUUGUAUGCAUGCGUAUGGUGUGUGCAGUAGGCAAGGUUUGUAAAAGAUACUUCUGUGUGUCUUCGGUGUUCCCCCUCCUCUCCCCCAAUCCCCCCCAAAUCUUCCCAAACCCCCCCCCCCUGAUCGCUCCACCUGUAAGCCCCCACUGCAUGCCCAUUUUAGAAUGAUUUUAGAACUGUAACAUUCCUGCCAAAAUGGAAUCACCGCACACUGAGAAUAAAGUGAUUUCAUAUAUAA
This is a messenger RNA of Astyanax mexicanus (Mexican tetra), 6098 nucleotides long. RefSeq names its product complexin-1. The transcript is spliced from 4 exons. Gene Ontology annotation, molecular function: syntaxin binding. The coding region runs from base 426 to 830 and encodes 134 amino acids. Gene Ontology annotation, biological process: neurotransmitter transport; synaptic vesicle exocytosis; regulation of neurotransmitter secretion. The record is from RefSeq and is a predicted model, not a curated record. Lineage: Eukaryota; Metazoa; Chordata; Actinopteri; Characiformes; Acestrorhamphidae. Gene Ontology annotation, cellular component: terminal bouton; SNARE complex.